Motacilla alba alba is the source of this 2881-nucleotide messenger RNA. It is a transcript of the gene HCK, whose product is annotated as HCK proto-oncogene, Src family tyrosine kinase. The coding region runs from base 146 to 1888 and encodes 580 amino acids. The record is from RefSeq and is a predicted model, not a curated record. The transcript has 13 exons. Gene Ontology annotation, biological process: innate immune response; protein phosphorylation; cell surface receptor protein tyrosine kinase signaling pathway. Gene Ontology annotation, molecular function: signaling receptor binding; ATP binding; non-membrane spanning protein tyrosine kinase activity. Lineage: Eukaryota; Metazoa; Chordata; Aves; Passeriformes; Motacillidae. Gene Ontology annotation, cellular component: extrinsic component of cytoplasmic side of plasma membrane.
GGGGCUGCUCUGGGGUGCGGGACCCAAACCCGUCCGGUUUCCCGGCGACUGCAGAUGGACAGACGGGCUCUGGCAUCCGUCGGGGGUCCCGAAGGGCAGUGGGGUCACGCAGGGCUGGGAUGUCCUUGCGGGUGCGAUUCGUGGGAUGGUGGUCCCCGCUCCCAGCCCGGCGCGGGAGGCACCGGCCGCACCCGCCCCGUCGGAGUCGGGGGCGGGACCGCACCGGGAGGGGCGUGGCCGUACCGGGCAGGCGGCGGGAGAGCAGCCGGGCAGAGCCGAGCGGCGGCGGCAGCCCGGGCUCCGCGACGGGGACUGGGAGCGGGACCGGCGACGGGGACGUGCCCCCGGGCGGCAGGGAAGCAUGGGUUGUGUGAGGUCAAAGGAAGCUGGUGUCCAAGAGAAGGCGAUAAAAACUGAUCCUGACCCUGAUCCUGGUCCCACCAUCCAGCAGGGCCACUAUGUGAGGGACCCCACAGCCACCAACAAGAGGAACAACAAUGUCCCCAGCAUGGCUGUGCCCCUGCCCGAGGAUGGCCCGGGGGACAGCGUGGUGCUGGCACUCUACGACUACGAGGCGAUGAACGCCGGGGACCUCAGCUUCCAGAAGGGCGAGCGGAUGAAGGUCCUAGAGAAGUCAGGGGAAUGGUGGCAUGCACGGUCACUGGUGACAGGACGUGAAGGCUUCAUCCCCAGCAACUACGUUGCCCAAGACAACUCGCUGGAGACAGAGGAGUGGUUUUUCAAGGACAUCAGCCGGAAGGAUGCGGAGCGGCAGCUCCUUGGCCCUGGGAACAUGAUUGGAUCCUUCAUGAUAAGAGACAGCGAGACAACGAAAGGCUCUUACUCGCUCUCGGUGCGGGACGGGGACGAGCUGCGGGGCGGGGCAGUGAAGCAUUACAAGAUCCGGACUCUGGAUGGCGGCGGCUUCUACAUCUCCCCACGAAACAACUUCAACACCCUGCAGGAGCUGGUCCAGCACUACAAGGGUCAGAGUGACGGGCUGUGCCAGAAGCUCACCCACCCCUGCCAUGUACCCAAGCCACAGAAGCCCUGGGAGAAAGACGCCUGGGAGAUCCCUCGGGAGUCUCUGAGCCUGGAGAGGAAGCUGGGAGCCGGGCAGUUCGGAGAAGUGUGGAUGGCUACCUACAACAAGCACACCAAGGUGGCAGUGAAGACCAUGAAGCCGGGCAGCAUGUCCCCGGAAGCCUUCCUGCAGGAGGCAAACCUGAUGAAGACGCUGCAGCACGACAAGCUGGUGAAGCUGCACGCGGUGGUCACCAGGGAGGAGCCCAUCUUCAUCAUCACCGAAUUCAUGGAGAAAGGGAGCUUGCUGGAUUUCCUGAAGAGCGAUGAGGGGAACAAGCUGCCGCUCCCGAAGCUGAUCGACUUCUCUGCCCAGAUUGCAGAAGGAAUGGCUUUUAUUGAGAAGAGGAACUACAUCCACAGAGACCUGAGAGCCGCCAACAUCCUGGUGUCAGCAGUGCUGGUGUGCAAGAUUGCAGACUUUGGGCUGGCCAGGGUCAUCGAGGACAACGAGUACACGGCCCGGGAAGGUGCCAAGUUUCCCAUUAAAUGGACUGCACCAGAAGCCAUCAACUACGGAUCUUUCACUAUAAAAUCGGAUGUCUGGUCCUUUGGGAUCCUCCUCACUGAGAUCAUUACCUAUGGACGCAUCCCCUACCCAGGGAUGUCCAGCGUGGAGGUGAUCAGGGCUCUGGAGCGUGGAUACCGGAUGCCCCGCACGGAUAACUGCCCCGAGGAGCUGUACGACAUCAUGAUGAGGUGCUGGAAGGUCAAACCCGAGGAGCGCCCCACUUUUGAGUACAUACAGAGUGUUCUGGAGGAUUUCUUCACUGCGACAGAGAGGCAGUACCAGCAGGAGCCCUAGCACGGGAUGCUUGGGGCGGACACUGCCAGCUCUUCCCUGUGUCACCUGUGCCCUGCUUCCCCUGCCAGCCUGGCCCAGGAACCACAGCCUUCCUGGAGAGCCUGGGCUGGAGGAAGCACACGAUGGAGGGAGAAGAGACGUGGCCAUCCCUUGUGCCUUCCCCAGGAGCCUGAAUGUCCCUGGGGCAGCGGCUCCAGGAAGGGCUGGCUGGACAGUGGAUGCCCAGACCCCAGGAGGAUGGACAGGGAUGGGACCAGGCCUGCUUUUGCUGCAAGGAAAAUCCCGGAUCAGUAUUUUUUUUUAAUCCUGCUGAGAUUUUAUCAUGUCAUUCUGCAGAAGUAGGUGCCUUAGCGUGCUGGCCUUGCUGAAAUGCCCUGCAGUGCCUGUGCUCCCUGUGUGAUUGAUCCCAGGGGAUCCCCCCAGGCACGCUGCAGUGCAGCCUCUGGCUCAUCAUCAGCACGGGAUCUUGGGGUUUGGGUGUCGAGUGUCACAGACCCUUGUCCUCCUCUCUCCCUUCUGGGUUUCCUUCCCCAGUAUUUUCCUGGCAGGCCCUGUGCAGAGUGCAGGUUUCCUGAGGCUGUGCUGCAGGGGCAGAUGGACACAGACAGGGCUUUUCCAGGCCAUCCCAGCAUGGAUCCCCCUCCACUUGCCUAGGGAAGAACCUCUGGAGCCCAAAGCCAUGGCAAAAGGAGCCCUCUCCCCUGUGGCAAAGCUUACAGGCAGCAUUUAUUGUCUGCUGGGGCAUUUGCAGUGUCAGCAAGGGCCAGGUGCUCCCUGCACACUCACUUUAUGCUAUUGUUUAUUUUUAGUAUUGUAUUAGGUUAUUUGGGGAAGAGGAGUAAACAGUAUUUUUUUAAGACAGCCAUGUACCUCUCACAGCAGGGAGACUGGCGCCUGUGAUUAUAUUUUUGAUAACAAGAGGCAAACGCCGUCGCUUCUGCUUUGGGAUCUUUUGGGGUUUUUUUGUAAUCAAUAAAAUAUUUAUCAACCUUU